CGGGCGUCAUGGCCGUGGACGUGGCAGAAUACCACCUGAGCGUCAUCAAGAGCCCCCCGGACUGGGAAGUGGGUGUCUAUGCUGCCGGGGCCCUGGCACUGCUGGGAAUUGCAGCUGUGAGCCUGUGGAAGCUCUGGACGUCGGGGAGCUUCCCCAGCCCCUCCCCGUUCCCAAACUACGACUACAGGUACCUUCAGCAGAAGUAUGGUGAGAACUACGCAGAGGCCCGGCAGAAGAGAGUGCCUGCCUGGAAUGCCCAGCGGGCCAGCACUAGGGGGCCACCCAGUCGCAAAGGCAGCCUCAGCGUUGAGGACACCUUUGAGAGCAUCAGCGAGCUGGGACCCCUGGAGCUGAUGGGCCGUGAGCUGGACCUGGCCCCCUACGGGGCCCUCCGAAAAUCCCAGUCGGCCGACUCCCUGAACUCCAUCUCCUCCGUGAGCAACACCUUCGGGCAGGACUUCACGCUGGGCCAGGUGGAGGUGAGCAUGGACUACGAUGCUGCCUCCCACACCCUCCACGUGGCUGUGCUGCAGGGCAAGGACCUCCUGGAGCGGGAGGAAGCCAGCUUCGAGUCCUGCUUCAUGCGCGUCAGCCUGCUGCCGGACGAGCAGAUCGUGGGCAUUUCCCGGAUCCAGAGGAACGCCUACUCCAUCUUCUUCGACGAGAAGUUCUCCAUCCCCCUGGACCCUGCAGCCCUGGAGGAGAAGAGCCUGCGGUUUUCCGUGUUUGGCAUCGAUGAAGAUGAGCGGAAUGUGAGCACAGGGGUGGUGGAGCUGAAGCUUUCUGUGCUUGACCUCCCGCUGCAGCCCUUCGGCGGCUGGCUCUACCUACAGGACCAGAACAAGGCCGCCGACGCUGUGGGCGAGAUCCUGCUGUCCCUCAGCUACCUCCCGACGGCCGAGCGCCUUACAGUGGUCGUGGUGAAAGCCAAGAAUCUCAUCUGGACCAACGACAAGACCACAGCGGACCCCUUCGUCAAGGUGUACCUGCUGCAGGAUGGGAGGAAGAUGAGCAAAAAGAAGACGGCUGUGAAGAGGGACGACCCUAACCCAGUGUUCAAUGAAGCCAUGAUCUUCUCAGUGCCAGCCAUUGUGCUCCAGGACCUGUCUCUCCGUGUGACGGUAGCUGAGAGCAGCAGUGAUGGCCGUGGGGACAACGUGGGCCACGUCAUCAUUGGGCCGUCGGCCAGUGGCAUGGGCACCACGCACUGGAACCAGAUGCUGGCCACGCUGCGCAGGCCCGUGUCCAUGUGGCACCCUGUCCGGCGAAACUAGCGGCCAGCGCAGGGCCCGGGUGGGCACCGGAGCCCGGCACGAACUCAGCUCCAACACCCUUCUCUG
Eubalaena glacialis (North Atlantic right whale) is the source of this 1340-nucleotide messenger RNA. It is a transcript of the gene SYT12, whose product is annotated as synaptotagmin 12. Gene Ontology annotation, molecular function: SNARE binding; calcium ion binding; clathrin binding. Gene Ontology annotation, biological process: cellular response to calcium ion; regulation of dopamine secretion; calcium-ion regulated exocytosis. Bases 9 to 1274 code for a protein of 421 amino acids. The transcript is spliced from 7 exons. Lineage: Eukaryota; Metazoa; Chordata; Mammalia; Artiodactyla; Balaenidae. The record is from RefSeq and is a predicted model, not a curated record.